Messenger RNA from Mytilus trossulus (common blue mussel), 1014 nucleotides. RefSeq names its product ankyrin repeat domain-containing protein 29-like. Gene Ontology annotation, molecular function: protein binding. The transcript has a single exon. The record is from RefSeq and is a predicted model, not a curated record. Lineage: Eukaryota; Metazoa; Mollusca; Bivalvia; Mytilida; Mytilidae. The coding region runs from base 1 to 1014 and encodes 337 amino acids.
AUGGGACUGCCCAGAUUUUUGGAAUCGGUGGCGGCUAACCAAAUUGCCGCUAUCCCAAAAAAUCUCCCUCAAGAUUGGAAGGAUCAGGCUUUGUUGACUGCAUGCCGAAACGGUCAUGUAAGUUUAAUAAAAAAAUUACUGGAUACAGAAGCCAAUCCGAAAUAUGGAAGCCCGCCUGAUGGCGAUUUCCCAUUGGUUAACGCAUCUUCCAGAGGUAAUUUUGAAAUUGUUAAACUUCUUCUUGCAAAUGGGGCGGAAUCUAAUCAAGGAACCACCGACAAAGGAAUAACGGCUCUGAUGGCCGCAAGCCAGAGCGGUCAUGCGGAAGUUGCCCGACUCCUCGUCGAAAACCAGGCCGAUCCAAACCAAGGAACCACCGACAAAGGAUGGACGGCGUUGAUGGCCGCAAGCGAAAACGGUCAUGCGGAAGUUGCCCGACUCCUCGUCGAAAACCAGGCCGAUCCAAACCAAGGAACCACCGACGUCGGAUGGACGGCGUUGAUGGCCGCAAGCCAGAGCGGUCAUGCGGAAGUUGCCCGACUCCUCGUCGAAAACCAGGCCGAUCCAAACCAAGGAACCACCGACAAAGGAUGGACGGCGUUGAUAGCCGCAAGCCAGAGCGGUCAUGCGGAAGUUGCCCGACUCCUCGUCGAAAACCAGGCCGAUCCAAACCAAGGAACCACCGACGUCGGAUGGACGGCGUUGAUGGCCGCAAGCGAAAACGGUCAUGCGGAAGUUGCCCGACUCCUCGUCGAAAACCAGGCCGAUCCAAACCAAGGCAAAACCGAUAACGGAUGGACGGCGUUGAUGGCCGCAAGCCUGAGCGGUCAUGCGGAAGUUGCCCGACUCCUCGUCGAAAACCAGGCCGAUCCAAACCAAGGAACCACCGACAAAGGAAUAACGGCUCUGAUGGCCGCAAGCGCAAACGGUCAUGCGGAAGUUGCCCGACUCCUCGUCGAAAACCAGGCCGAUCCAAACCAAGGAACACCACCAACAAAGGAUGGACGGCGUUGA